GGGAUGCUGUGAUGGGCGGAGCUCCCGGCCCAGCCCCAGAGGCCCCUGGGCUCAGGGGCCCACUCGGAUUGUGCCAGAGAGCGAGAGGGGAACUGGGCUUUGUGAGCAUUGUGGCUUCUGUUUCCUGUUUCGGCAAGGUUGCUGUGCAAAAGAAAGAUGGUACAAGAAGGGAAGUGCUGAGGCCUAGAGCCAUGGACUGAGAACUUGCACUUUACUUGGUCCCUGCAGCAGUGCCCACUGAGACCAGAGCCGCGAUCUGCCGGGACUGCGGGACGUACCUCAGAAGCUCAGGAUCUGGAGAUUCGGGCGGCUGUUCAAGGAACUGGACACCAAGCACAACAGGUGCCUGGGAGGGCGUCAUGAUCGGCUCAGGCCCCAGGCGCCCCCCUGGCUUGGCACGGUGGGCUGAGAGCUAUGAGGUCAAGUGUGAGCGACGGCAGGAGAUGCGCGAGAGCCGCCGCCUCCGGCCCAAUGUGACCACCUGCCGCCAGGUGGGGAGGGCGUGGAGGACCCAGCAGCGAGAGCAGCUCCAGAGAGCACGGCAGCUGCAGUUCUUCAGGAAGAGGAACCUGGAGGCAGAGAAGGGCCAGGCCCAGCCUCUGCGGGCCAGCGAGCAAGGCCACUGCAGGAGCGCAGGCCAGGCAGCUGUCUUCAAGGAGCUGCUGUCGGACCCCAAGAGGAACGCUUCCCCGGGACAGCAGGUGACAGGGACCAGCCCCACGGCCUUUCCAACCCAGAGUCGUCCCCCCUCAAGUGUCCACAGGGACCUGGCUGACCACUGCGGGGCCCUUCCACCACGAGACUCUCCCACCAGGAGGCCACCCAAACACCACCGCGGCACUCAGACAAAGGCAGAAGACACACAGCCAGCAAUCAAGAAUGAUGCCAGUCAGCAGACCAAUUGCGGAGUCGCAGUUCUGGAUAAGGAAAUCAUCCAGCUUUCCGAGUACCUCAAAGAGGCCCUACAAAGGGAACUGGUCCUAAAACAGAAAAUGGUGAUUCUCCAAGACCUACUCUCCACCCUGAUUCAGGCCUCUGACCGCUCCUGGAAGGGACAGCUCAAUGAGGACAAGCUGAAGGGCAGACUGAGGUCCCUGGAGAACCAGCUCUACGCCUGCACCCAGGUGAGCAACCUGUCAGCUCGUGAAUCAGAAAAUUCUGGACCCUCAGUCCUACUUCUGGAAAUGUUCUCUUACCUGGGUCUGGGGUGGGCCCUCUCACUCUGCUACUUCGUUUGUCACGUGACUGCCUCCAGCCUCCCCUUCUCCUGCCAGGAUGUUCCCUUUGCAUGCUGGGAAGGAAUUCAUCAGCUGCAAGGGAACCUUGAGAAUACCCCACCAUCCGGAGAAACCCUUGGUAGAUUCUCACCACCCAGCCAGCAUCCACAGUUCCCAGUAGGGGUUUUGGUUUUUGUUCUCUGCCUUGAGACAGGGUUUCCCUAUAUUCCCCAACUAGCCUUGAACUUGGGGCAGUCCUCCUGCCUCAGCCCCCUAGACAAUACAGGCAUGCGCCACAACUCUUGGCGGGUCCCAGUAUUUGAACAGAUGCACUGGAUAUUAUCAGGAAUAAUAUUUGUUUAUUUGCUUAUGGGAAUAUCUUUAAAAAUUAAGGCUCUAAGCAAAGGUGUGAAGAGGUUCUCUGCAAGAAAUCCGCUAGCACAUACAAGUUUCUUGUGUUUCCCAACAGGUAUGCUUCAGAAUCAAUCCUUACAGCUUCAAGAACAGGAGAAACUCUUACAGAAAGAUCAGGCUUUGCCUAUGUGGACAACAAAGCCUUCCCUGGAAGUGGAGCCUGAGAGUACAGGGAAGGACAAAGACUGGGAUCUCAGAGACCAGCUGCAAAAGAAGACUUUGCAGCUCCAAGCCAAGGAACAGGAGUGCACAGAACUGCAUUCAGAGUUAGACAGCCUCAGUGAUGAGUACCUCUCCUGCCUGCAGAAGCUACAGGACUGUCGCGAAGAGCUGAACCACAGCCAGCAACUGCCUCCCACAAGGCAAUGUGGCCGAUGGCUCCCAAUACUGAUGGUGGUGAUCGCUGCAGCACUGGCAGUAUUCCUGGCCAACAAAGACAGCCUGACAAUCUGAAAAGCUUGUGACAAUUGCCGGGGAUAAAAACAAAAAACAAGCAAUUCAACAAAAAUCUCAGGUUUGGUUACUUCAUAGCUUGGGUUCUCCCUUCAAAUAAACUUGGAUUUGAGGUUUUUCUAAGAUACUGUAAACAAAUUUUACCUCACUGAACUGUUUCUUGGAAGUCUUGAUUUAUUUGUGAAUAACAUGAUCAUCUCCCAAGUGUGAUACGUAAGCAUG
Fukomys damarensis (Damara mole-rat) is the source of this 2306-nucleotide messenger RNA. It is a transcript of the gene Traf3ip3, whose product is annotated as TRAF3 interacting protein 3. NCBI's taxonomy places the organism in Eukaryota, Metazoa, Chordata, Mammalia, Rodentia, Bathyergidae. The transcript has 12 exons. The record is from RefSeq and is a predicted model, not a curated record. Bases 360 to 2084 code for a protein of 574 amino acids.